AUGUCUUUCCAACAGUGGGGACAGCAGUCUAAGAAGCGUGGCCGGGACGACGACGGCGAUGUCGCCAUAGGAGGCACAGAGGGCUUCACAGAGCAUCGCAAUAAACGGCUGCAAUCGCUCCCCUUCCGCACAUCUCCCACAUCCAAGAAGCUAUCCUUCCAACCUAGCUUCAACAGCGGCUACACAGCGCCGAACCCAUUCAACACACAACAACCACCACGCACCCUUACUCCCGGCGAUUCCGACUCGGAGGACGCAAAGAAUGCCGGCGCGCAACAAAAGCCAUCCUUCAACACGUGGUCAUCCACAUCCCCAGCCGUAGCGAUGCCCCAUGCUCCGACCGGCACCGCUUUUAGCCAUGCACCCGAGAUGGUUGACGGGUACCGCACAAACGAUGUUGACAUGGAUAUGGACAUGGGCACCGAUGACCAUGUGCAGGAUGCGGCCCAACUGAGCCCAGGGCACGGCCAACCAGAUCCUAUGCAACCGGGCGGCAUCGCUAGCAGGAUGCCCACACCAAUACACUGUUCUUUCGCUGCUCAAGUCCGCGGAAACAACUGGAGCGGAGCGGCAGGCAACGCGGUGCAGCCGUCGAGUUUUGCGCAGCCUCCUGUCGAUCGCUCCGUUCCUCGCUCGCUGGAUCGGACAGCCUUUGCUGAUUGGAACAUGGUACAGAACCGAAGACUGCCAUCCCCUAUUAGUGAGAGCGGAGGCGAGGAACUCGGUUCUCCCAGGAUGGUGCUGGAAGGCCAGGGACACCCAGGCAUGCCCCCUAGAGCGGCGUCUGCCAUGGAGUUCUCGGCACCUGCACGGACUCUGAGUGCCCUCAGCAUUGUAAGCGACAACACUGGAGGGCCCGGCUCUCCUCCUUCGGAACAUCACCACAACAAUGAAUCCAACGGUGAUCAUACCAUGGAUGUUGAGGCGCCCGCCGGGCCGACACCAAAGAAAGGACACACGCGCAGUCGUCACACGCUCAACAGCUGGACCCAAGUGCCAGGAAUGAAGAAGUCGUUCAGUAUAGGGUUCCGAACAGACUGCGAGAAAUGCCGGCAGAAGGUGCCAGAGCACCCGGUCUGGAGAAAGCUUUUUGGAUUCGAGAUCGACGAGGGCAAGGCUUUUUGGAGGGCCAGAAAGGAGCACCUUGCCAAGGAAUGGGCCGCUGUGCGGGCUUUGGAUUGCGAAGAGCAGGUCGCGCGCAACGGACCAGAGGGCCAUGGGUCUGCUGGCGACCAAGCUCCCGUCCCAUCUCAGACAACAUCUGAGCGGAAGAUCGAGCCCCUAUCCGAUGAAUGGUUUGAGGACUUGGACAAGUCGAUCGACGAAAUCACCCGACUCUUUGAAGAGAUGCGCAUGGCGCCGCCUGAACCAGAGGAUUUCGACCAUAUUCAACACGCGGAAGACGGUCUUGCCGCCAUAGAACAGGACUUGACAAACUGCUUUACGAGUCUAGAAUCACUGAAACGACGUCUCGGGGGCGGUCGGUGCUCCUCUGACGACGACCUAUACAAAUUAUUCCGACCACGAUCUCUGGAUAUGGGUCCAUUCAACCGGAUCAAGAAAACCAGAAACCGUGUGGGCCACCGAAAGUCAAUGCCUUCUAUCAGCUCCCCACUUGGCGAGGCAGUAAUGAAGCACCUGUUCGGAUGGUGUUAG
Diaporthe citri is the source of this 1656-nucleotide messenger RNA. RefSeq lists its product as uncharacterized. The record is from RefSeq and is a predicted model, not a curated record. NCBI's taxonomy places the organism in Eukaryota, Fungi, Ascomycota, Sordariomycetes, Diaporthales, Diaporthaceae. The transcript has 3 exons. The coding region runs from base 1 to 1656 and encodes 551 amino acids.